UUGCAUUCUUCCUCCCUCCGCUGAGACUGACAGCCCGUUAGCUGCUGCUGUUCACCGGCAUGAUACAGCAAACACGGACACGAUACGACACUUAGCGAUGGACGCCUCGGAAACAUUUUACCACUACAAAGACGGGUAUUAUUCAGACAGCACUGUCUGAUGACACCAGAAGCAAAAUUCUUUUCAAGCUAUUUUUUAUUUCGGGAAUAAGGAGACUCGACGUCCUGGAGAGGACUAUAUGUUACGACUGCUAUUCUGCGACGUACGCCGGUCAGCUCGGAGGCAUUUACAUUCCCGUUGAAGACAACCCGAGGGCAUUUAAACUGCUGAGGACUGGUGUUGAUAACGAGUACUUCACAAUUGUAAUGUUUAUCCAAUUUUUUAGCCAUUCAGAUGAACAAAAUGUACGUCGAGGUCUAAGAGACCGUGGCUAAUUGCUACUGGUGACCCAUCAGAGCUUUAAGCUAACCAGCGGCUAACCGAAAUCCGCGUUGUGUUUUUAUUAUUUUUGCGUCACGACAUGGAGUGAUUUUAUCCUUCUGAAGUUUGUGUAAAACUGAAGUUGACGACGGUAGCGCUGUUUAUUAGCUAACGUUGCUGGGCGAAUACGUUUAGGAGCAUUUAGCUGUAUUUUUAAAGGACAAUCCGACUGCUCACUUAUGCCUCCUUAGUAUCGCGGUACUGCAGCUGACCCAGCUCGCUAGCUACCGCGUUAACUAGUGGGUAGCAAGCAUUUUUUUUUACUUUUAACAGCUUCUCAACGGUAAACAUGCAUCAGCAGGACUUUUCUGCAGACUCGCCCGGCUCCGGGAGCAGGAAGGCUGCUUUCCACUACAGAAGGGGCAGCAGCGGCGCGUCCGUCUCGGCAACCGGUAGCGGGGGAGUCGGCGCCGUUGACGACACUCCAAACCAAGCCGGAUCGUCCUCUCCCGGACCCCACCACCAGCCUCAGUCGCAGGUGACUGGAACACAGGUGAAAAAGAAGAGUGGCUUCCAGAUAACGAGUGUGACUUCAGCUCAGAUUAAUGUGAGUGGAAACAACAGUCUAGCAGAUGACACGGAGAGCUACGAUGAUAUGGAUGAGUCCCACACAGAAGACCUUUCAUCCUCUGAUAUGCUGGACGUUUCUGUGUCUCGGGCUACGGAUACAGGGGUUCCAGAGAGAAGCUCUUCUGAUGAGACUUUGAACAGCCUCCAUGGGGUUGACACACCUGGACUGGUGUCUCCCAAUGAGCCCCUCCACCCCCAUUCCAUUCAUCAGGGGUCUCAGCAGCAAGCGUCUAUGGUAAAUGGGACUGUGCACCCCCAUCAUUAUUAUUCUCAACAGCAUGGUCAGUCCCACCAUCAGCGCUCUGAUAGCCUGAGUGGAGCGGAACCCUCAUUGCCAGCUCUUCCUGUUGUUCCCUUGGCAAGCUCCAGCCCAGCAAUGACAUCUAAAGCCGUGUCCAACCUGUCCCAGAGGCCACCGGUUUUGGAUAACACUAAACCUGCAGGGGUGACCACACAGGUAUUGGCCCCUAGUGUUGGUGUAGCAGCCCCUGAUCAAGGCAUUAAGAGCACUUCAAAUGUGACUGCAGCUCCUGAAAGCACUUCUGUGAGUGGGCAAGUAGCUUCUGUUGGAGGUGGAACAGGUCCAUCCGCUGCUCCUGCAAACAUUCAGCACAGCCAAACUCAAACAGCUACAGGCUCUCGUUUUAGGGUGGUUAAAUUAGACACUAACUCAGAACCUUUCCGUAAAGGACGAUGGACAUGUACAGAGUAUUACGAAAAGGAGAUUCCUCAUCCAACUACAUCUGACGCACCAAAAGGUGCAGAGGUAUCUGCAGAGACUGAGGCAAAUAAUGUUGGCAUAGGUCCAGGCAUUCCUGUUGCACAGCCACCUCACAUACUGCACCCCUAUCAGCCACCAAGCCAGGACUUCACAAGCCCCCAAGCCAUGCAGAGCCCACCACAGGGUCUGGCCCAAACCACUCCUCUGACCUAUGUUUCCACGCAGGAUGUUGUUAUUGGGGCUCACAUGCCGAAAUCAACUGCUUCUGUUCCACUUCCCACAGCAACACCACAGGUUAUUCCACCGUCUGCAGUGAGUCAGCCUCAACCCUUAAUACCUCAGCAGCUGCCCUAUGUUGUUGAUCCCCACCAGACUCAACCCCAUGGAGUAUACCCUGCUACUCAGCUCCACGCGGGGGUCAUUCCCCCAGGAAGUGUCCGACAACCAGAUUUUAUCCAACCCACUGCUCCAUUCCAAACCCAGGUCCAGCCCCCGUUGCCCCAUGUUACAACAGGAAUCCCUAUAGCACCAGUGCCAGGUGUCCUGGCACAGCCACCUGCCAGCAUUACACAGCAGCUGGGCCAUCAAGGUUCGAUAGCCCCACUUGCUCAGGCUAGCUUUCCAGCAGGACAGCCACUGACCCUCCCGAUUCAAGCCCAACCUCAUCCACAACCACAUGUUCAGCCCUCUUCCACUGCCACAGUUCCAGUUGCAUCUUCACAUGGGAUCCCCUACAUGCCUCUGACUGCACUGCAAGCUGACCUAAAGCCAAUCCUCGCCCCUGGUGCAACCCUAACCCAUGUCCCUGGAGUAGGGAGCACUAUUAAACCCUCCCAGUUGGAGGAUGCCCAGAAGCUUUUGCUCCAACAUCAAGGCCUGCUGGGUCUGCCCAGGCUGACUGUGGCAGUAAGUGGAGAGAGCCCUGCAGAGGCCAGCAGUGGUGCUGGAACUUUGGCCCACAUUGGGAUAUCAGCUGAGGCCAGUGCUUUCAUGGCUGCUGCUGCUGCAGGCUUGAGAAGUCAGCACGGUGAAGGAGAAGAUGACAGCUCGUCGGGAGCGAGUGUGGUGGCCAUCGACAACAAGAUUGAACAAGCGAUGGACCUGGUGAAGAGCCACCUGAUGUAUGCUGUGCGUGAGGAGGUGGAGGUGCUGAAGGAGCAGAUCAAAGAGCUGAUCGAGCGCAACUCUCAGCUGGAGCAGGAGAACAACCUGCUCAAGACCCUGGCCAGCCCCGAGCAGAUGGCCCAGUUCCAGGCGCAGGUCCAGACGAGCGGCUCCCCCACCAGCACCACCCAGACGCCGGCCCUGGUCGGCUCCACGCAGGGCCUCCCCUCCACACAGAGCUCUGGCCCGUCCGCGUAACACAGGGUCUGCACACUGGAAAGCCCCCUAAGGAUGAGAUGAGGGGGGUGUACAGAGGAGGAGACUGAAGAGGUGGAGGAGGGAUUCUUGCCAUACUGUGAACUGACUCUAGCAUCAUGUCUGACUAUGCCGUAUACUUCAGCUUCAUUGGAAGACAGGAAACCACUUUUUUGUUGCACAUUUAUUUAAGCUAUAGACUUUAAAAGCGGCACCGUUGUGCGGGCGCGUACGCUUUUGUCUGCUUUGCCUGGACAUUUAUUACCCAUUUUAGACAAUCACCGCUGUCGUGCUGGACGCUGUGGUGAUAAAACCCGGAAGGACAGAACGCCAGUCGCCACCAUUGUUCAGGGCCACCAGAAGGGGGUGAAGCCGGUCAGUCAGAGGAGGAGCUGCAUGCUGUUGCUGUGCCAUCAAAUCCUGUGGAAAGUGUGCCAUUGUCUCACCCGCACCACCUCAUCUCUGCUCAGCGAUGUCCAUCUACACAAUGUCUUUUACUCGGCAUUGGUCUUUUUCCUUACUCCCAUUUGCACUUUGAUAGACUUAAUGCGACCCAUCUGGAAUGGGAGUUAGGUUAUCCAGCUCACUGUCGCUGGGUCUCUUAUCUUCAAGGCAUAUGAAAACAGAUUUUCUGGCUCGAGAAGCAGUCUACCCAUUGUUGGAUGGAGCAUUAAACAUUUAUGCAGGGAAUCAAUGUUUUUUUUAGGGUUGGAUAGAAAAAGAUUUUGUCAUUUUUGUUCAUUUUGCUCCUGGUGAUGUAAUUGAAUUCCUAGUGGUCUGUAAAAUUAAAUAACAGGUAAAUAAAUAGGACAUGACUGUUUAUAGAUAGUGAACUUUGUACAGACUAAAAAUUUCCAAUUAAUCUCUGCCAAGUGCCUGGUUUCUAACCAUAGAUAAAUAUAUGGAAGUGUUUUUAGUUGUUUUGUUUAUAUAUUUGUAUACAUAUAUAUCUAUGGUUUGCCAGGUUUUGUGCUACCUGUGAAGUCAGUACUCAGGGUGAGACCAGACGAGGAUUAUUUACCUGGACACUAAGAUGCUGUCUCUCCUGCACUGACACACAGAUGCACGUGAACUCUCCUCUACAGUCACUUAAAAACUCACAUGCUCAAAUGAUCUGCACUGUUUUACCAUUUGAGGACGUGUGUAGCUGUAUUUAAAGUUGUUGUUUUUUUCUUUUUGUACAACCAAGUGUUUUGAGUUGCUCGUAGUGGGACUGGAGCGCUGAACACAAUAAUAAAGACUCUGCAAAAAAUUAAAAAACACAGGAGAAAAGAAAGGAAGAUGCCUGGCAGAAGUAUGUCAAUGUUUUGUGCAUGUUCCUCAACUCAUCACAAAUGUGACGUUACAAUUGCACUAGACAAUUGCACCUCAAAUAAAAAGACAACAAAAAUGGA
Messenger RNA from Betta splendens (Siamese fighting fish), 4524 nucleotides. RefSeq lists its product as uncharacterized. The transcript is spliced from 3 exons. The record is from RefSeq and is a predicted model, not a curated record. Lineage: Eukaryota; Metazoa; Chordata; Actinopteri; Anabantiformes; Osphronemidae. The coding region runs from base 770 to 3133 and encodes 787 amino acids. Gene Ontology annotation, biological process: regulation of transcription by RNA polymerase II.